AUGGGUUGUGCAGAUUCGGGCUCUCCUGUAAGAUCCAAUCCGGAUGGUGAAAUGAAAAUCUUUGUGCAGUCAGAAUCUCGAGGAAGUUAUGUGCUUGAGGUGGACAGCUCUAACACCAUCCGGGAUGUGCUAGCCACCAUUCUUUCUACUAAGCGGUUAGAGUCAGAACCGGAACCUGUGCUUUACUUCAAUGGCCAGAAACUAGAGAUGGCCGAAUCUCUGGCGGCCUACGGUAUCCAGGAUUGCUCUGUCCUUCAGCUUGAGUGCACACUCUGGAUAUAUCAUUGCGUAAUUGUAAGUGAGAAGCCAAAUCCAAUUUUGGGCAGGAAAAAAAUUAGAAUAACAGGUUGGCCUUUUACAAUCUGGGAAGAGGAGCAUGAUAAAGUAUUGCUUGGUUUGUUGGUGGAACAAAUUCGAAAUGGAGGGAGAGAAUCACUAGAUGUUGGAAAGGAUUCGUGGAGUGACAUGGCGGCUCGGUUCAAUGAAUCAACAGGUUUCAAAUAUACCGAAAAGCAAUUGCACGAGCACUUCAAUUUUUAUGAACGUGAAUAUCAAAUAGUGAACAGCAUAAGGAAUCAUCAAAAGUUUAGUUGGGAUCAUCAUCGUCAAGUAGGAAUUGCCACAGAUGCUGAUUGGAAAGAAUUUGUCAUGGAAAAAUUCGAAGCGAGGCCCUAUCGAAGGAGACCAGUACCAUAUAUUGAUUUAUUGGAAAUCUUGUUUGCGGAUAAGAAAGAAUCAGAAAUUGUAGUUUCCAACGAAUGA
Molecule: messenger RNA, 762 nt
Organism: Ananas comosus (pineapple)
Lineage: Eukaryota; Viridiplantae; Streptophyta; Magnoliopsida; Poales; Bromeliaceae
Exons: 3
Coding region: 1-762 (253 amino acids)
Molecular function (GO): protein binding
Source: RefSeq, a predicted model, not a curated record